GACUUGGCCAAAGUUCAAGGUGGCGCCUCAGUUUGGUAAUCCAAAUUGAAACUUGGAGCAUAAUUUUUUUUCGCAGUUGCGAGUAUUUUGCCAACGAUUCUAGUUUGUCAUCGAUGACAGUCACCUGAAACCAAGAGCAACUGAAAUUGACUUCUGGGAAAGGUCUCAGGAAUAACAAGUUUUGGUCAUCGUCAUAUCACGUACUCUGCAUCCAAUUGUAGUGCAAGCAACUUACCGUUUGGUCUCCCACCUCAUGUCUCAACCUGCUUAUCAAAAGCUGAAGCAGUAAAUGGCUUUACUGGACAUCCAUCCCAAAAAAAUGCAGAAGCAAAGGCUAUUGGCAAUAAAAGGCAAGAAUGCCAUUAUCAGGAGCACCACCAUUCAGGCAGAUGCACGUCCAGUCAAGUGGCUGCAUAUGAAAACACUUCGCAGCCCUGUCGAUACGUGCCCGAGGACGGCGUGUCUACCAAUGGAAAUAGCGGAACAAAAUAACGCGAAGUUGAAGUAUACCUUUGCGACCCGCGUUUGAGCCGGAAAAAUGGUGGGCAGGGUUUCCACAAUCCUCAUCCCAUUUCUCAUCCUAAUUGGAUUAAACGUGGCCAAGGAUCUCAAAUCACUUCAGAUUCCUCGAGCGAACAGCAAGAGACUGAUACUGUCCCGUCUGUAUGGAACCAUUUGACGACCGGUCGAAUGUCAAGAGAUCAUUCUAGACCACUGAUACCAUGUUUAUUAUCCCUACCGUUUCGCAUCUAUUGCUUCCAUUGCCAUGAAGUUGGCCAUGAGGCAAAACAAUUUCCCAUUGGUAACUCCGUCAAGCAACCCAACAAAAGGAAGUCAGAUGAAAGUCAGGGGUGCUGUGGACAUGCUAAAAAGGGAACCCAUGCCAUUGAUUGUCAUAGUUUAGCUAUUGUAACUCAGGAAAUUGGAAGCUCUGCUGAGAAACCUUGCAUUUCCAGAUGGGCUACAGGUGCCAAUGCAGUUGCCGAAUUAGUUGGAGGAAAGACGCCAGUUGUCAGAAUAUCCGUCGAUAAUAAUCCUGUUGCUGCUGGUUCUUCGACAAUAGAAGAAACUCUACAAGAGAGUUUUGUCACUCAAAAAAAUAUUGCAAAUGCCACGUUUUCCGUGGAAUCGAAAUCCGUAAUAACUGAAGCUGACAUUGACGAACUUCUAGCUAGCGCUAGAUUUGCUGGAAAUAAAAAGGCGGAUACCUUAUCCAGUAUAAAGAGCGAUUCGUCGGUUUCCAAGACUAAACUCAUCCCCAAUUAUGCGAACAGAAAUGCAGGGAAUUCCAGCCCUUGUUUACCUAGCCCAAUCAGCACAGAAGGAUCUUCCGGAACCAAGGAUGACAAAAAAGGAAACGAGAAGGGGGAAACAGGCAAAAACAAAAACGCGGACAUUCAAAUUUGCAAUCUAUUUUGCCAGCCUUUUAUUUUCAUCUUCUUUAAUUCAAAAAGAGUUGGUACCUUACGCAAUCAAGAGAAGCAACGCUGCGAAGAACUGGCCAAAAAGAUGCAAAUAGAGCAAAGAAGGUCGGAACUGUUUCCCGAAAUCUUUAAAAAAGAUGAAAAGCGAUGUGUCUCGCGUAAAGACGAUGCCAGUAGAAUCACCUCCACAAGAAAUGCCAAAGAAAAGUGCGGAAGAAGAAGAGGUCUUGGCUCGUAUAGAAUUGAUUAAAAGGGUACCCAGAGAGGAGCUGGAAGAAAUUGUUUUGAAGCAUGUUUAUUCUUGUGAUGCAAAUAAAUGCAGUAAAGCAGAAUUGGACACUGCUAAACGUCAGGUGUCGAACUUGCGAAAACAUAUCGCCUUGAUUCAAAAAAAGCAUAAUGUAAGAACAAGUUUUGUUCCUACAAAUAACGCAAUUAUCCAGAAAUUGACUUAUACGAUUCGUUACUGCAGCGAAAAAGUAAAAAAAAAAGCAAAACCGAAACGUAAGCAAACUCGUUCCAUUGCCAUACAAGUAGAAUCGCUGGAUUGUGCAACAUCUGGCCAGCAGAACAUCCCGUUGACAGUUGAAUGUCUUCUCCUGGUGCAUAUCAAAUUAGAGAGGGCUGAACCGCCAUCACCAGAGUUAUCCACUUCAAAGAAGGAUAGCUCAAAUCGUAGUUGUCCACCGCCCAGUGUUGGCAAUUCAGAUGUGGCCCAAUUACCGUGCGAUCCAAUAGUCAGCAGCAGCAAUACAACGAACGAAAGGAUUGUGAAAAUCGAAUAGCAAUACAUGCCAAUAUUACGUGAUAACUCAUUACAUUCCGAAAACAAUCGUGAGCACCAAGAAACAACAGCCACGCUUCAUAGUCAGCUACCGCUACAAGAAUCCACGUUUACUGCCGCUAAACCUGCGCUUUAUGUCAAGAAUAUCGUUGCGUCGCCUCUUGGACAUCCUCCGAAACAAUUUCCAGUUUCUGCCGAUCCGAUCAAUCCUUACGCCAAGUAUUACCAAUCGUCCCAGGAGCGACCCACCAACAGUACGGCAGGUCGAAUUAUAGGACACCUGGAACAGCCACGUGCGUCCUCAUCAAACACUUUACAAGGUGAACUUUCAUCCCUAUCUGCUGGUAUCACCCGUCAAAGACAACAACCUUCAGCAGCUUCCAAUUCGUAUCAGCAACCGUACGUAUGUACUUAUGGGAUCCAACAGAAAAGUCAACGAAUCGAGAACGUCCAAUCGGAUUCCCGACCGAUAAAGCCGGAAAACAUUAACAUUGAAGCAAACAAACCAAUCGAAGUGAUUGGGGCACCAAUUCAGAGAAGCAAGAUGUACGCUUUAGGUUCAUACGAGCUCCCUAUUCAAAUUGAGUUCCAUGAGUCAUAGAACCCUUCCAUGACUGGGUCAUGGUUCUAUGAAUCUCGUUUCGCCCAUUCUUUCUUAAGAACAUGCAAGUUUCGCCAAGAGACACAUGAACGUCUUAAAUAAAGUUUACAUCAUGUAACGCUCUUGUUUCAGCCAAAGUACGAACCACGUGCUUUUGGCACAGAAAGAAGCAGCAUUCUUGUUAAUUCGCAGUGGGAGUUCGCGUGGUUGGAGGUUGGCAUUCUUAAAGGAGGACAAGUUGGGGUCUUUCCUCAAUUAGUGGACAUGAGGAGAUCAAUUUUUAAAAAUCCACAAACUUGAUGAAAACAACUCGGGUAGAUAACUGCACUUCAUUUACUACUUUACUACGUUACUGUUGCAUACACGGAAAUUAACUGGUGAACUAUUCACAAUUGUUGCAGUAUUGGUUAUCUAUACUGGCAAAAGAGAACCAGGGCAACUGGAGAGCUAUGAUCAGAGAGAGAAGCAGCUUGAAAGAAUUUCUACGUACUGUCAGACGAAAAAUGUGUGUCCAGCAAAGCAAGUUUCCAAGAUUGUUGAAGGAAUCAGAGGCAGUUAAAUUCCCGCGAGGCAAUAAGUCGAUAGCAUUGCAGAAAAAAUCCUCUUAACAAUUUCAUCAUCGGCGUUGCUGUGACUAGUGGAAAGUUCAGGCUGACAACUCUUCAAAACCCCUUGGGAAGAAUUUAAUCAUUUAACAAAGGAAUUUUGACUUAUUGUCCAAGCAAGGCCCCAAUUUCUGCAAGUAUUGAAUGCAAAAUUUUAUUUGUUGAUACCAAUUUCUUUUAGAAAAGUCUUUUCAAGAUUCAAGUGGACGCGCCUUUCCGAUGAAAAAGACUUCAGGAGAAGCCUUACAUGGCCGGUAGUGAAUGAGUUGCGCAGACUGAGACGGUGACAUUUCCGAUGCUGAAUUUUUACAAGCGAACGGAUCCUUUUUAGUUAUUGAUCCGUAUUUCAUAUGUUCGAUAAUUUGGCUUCUCUAACUGCUGUGUGGUUC
This is a messenger RNA of Daphnia carinata, 3803 nucleotides long. RefSeq lists its product as uncharacterized. The record is from RefSeq and is a predicted model, not a curated record. The coding region runs from base 691 to 1674 and encodes 327 amino acids. The transcript is spliced from 19 exons. NCBI's taxonomy places the organism in Eukaryota, Metazoa, Arthropoda, Branchiopoda, Diplostraca, Daphniidae.